CGGCAGCCAGCGGCUUCGCGGUGACCGAGCGGAGAAAGGGAGAGGGAGAGUAAUGGCGGCCAGUUAGUGUGUGACUGAGCCGAGAAGACGGCGGCGAACUCGGCGCGCUCGGUGUGUCUCUCUGCCCGGCCGCCCCGCUCCCCGGGAGGAGGCGCCCCGCAGCCCUCCCUCCGCGGCGGCGGCUCCCCGUGUCCGCCUUCGCCGGGGCCAUGGUGAACACCAGGAAGAGCUCGCUGCGCCCCCUGGGCAAAGCGGCGGCCGCCGCGGCCGGAGCCGGCAGCCAUUUCAUCUCGUCCCGGACCCGCUCCUCCAAGAGAGGCACCAAGGCCGGGCUAGAGGAGGCGGCGGCGGCCCGGAAAGAUGAAGGUAGUGAUGGUAGUUUGAGUGAUAGCCACAUAUCCCCUCCAGCCAAACGUAUCUUGAAACAUGCUGAUCCUGUGUGCAAAGACAAAUCAAAAUCACGCAAUACUGGGCAGCGAGAGGAAUGGAGCAUUUCAGCUGGACAGUCCAGGUUAACGUCUCAGGCUGGUGCUACAUUACCAACUGGACGUAGCUUAUCUCUCAAAAGCCAUCCCCUUCGAGGGGAAAAAAAGGGAGAUGGGGACCAUGGUUGCAUAAACGGAGAUAUAGAAGUGAGAAAAAGUUGUCGGUCCAGGAAAAACAGAUUUGAAACUUUGAAUCAGAGUUUAUUGUUUGAUCAGCUAGUAAACAGUACUGCUGAAGCUGUACUACAAGAAAUGGACAAUAUUAACAUCAGGCGGAAUAGGAGGUCUGGAGAAGUAGAACGGCUGCGAAUGUGGACAGACACAGAAUUUGAAAACAUGGACAUGUAUUCUCGAGUGAAGAGAAGGCGGAAAUCACUGAGAAGAAAUAGCUAUGGAAUUCAGAACCAUCACGAAGUGUCCACUGAAGGGGAAGAAGAAGAAUCUCAAGAGGAAGAUGGAGAUAUAGAAGUAGAAGAGGCAGAAGGAGAAGAAAAUGAUCGACCUUAUAAUCUAAGGCAAAGAAAAACUGUGGAAAGGUACCAGGCACCUCCAAUAGUGCCGGCUCAUCAAAAAAAGAGGGAAAAUGCACUGUUUGAUAUUCACAGAUCUCCUGCAAGAAGAAGCCAUAUCAGGAGAAAGAAACAUGCCAUUCAUAGCAGUGAUACAACCUCUUCAGACGAAGAACGCUUUGAAAGGAGAAAGUCUAAGAGCAUGGCCAGAGCAAGGAACAGAUGUCUGCCUAUGAAUUUCAGAGCAGAAGACUUAGCCAGUGGAAUCCUGCGAGAACGAGUAAAAGUUGGUGCAAGUUUGGCAGAUGUUGAUCCAAUGAUUCUUGACAAAUCGGUUCGUUUUGAUAGCAUAGGUGGAUUGAGCCAUCAUAUCCAUGCAUUAAAGGAAAUGGUAGUGUUUCCUCUUCUCUAUCCAGAAAUCUUCGAAAAAUUCAAAAUACAGCCACCAAGGGGCUGUUUGUUCUAUGGUCCUCCUGGAACAGGUAAAACCUUGGUAGCUAGAGCUCUAGCUAAUGAAUGCAGUCAAGGAGACAAAAAGGUGGCUUUCUUUAUGAGAAAAGGAGCAGACUGUCUCAGCAAGUGGGUUGGUGAAUCUGAACGGCAACUUCGUCUCCUCUUUGAUCAGGCAUACUUGAUGAGACCUGCUAUAAUCUUCUUUGAUGAAAUAGAUGGUUUGGCCCCAGUUCGUUCUAGUAGACAAGACCAGAUUCACAGCUCUAUAGUGUCUACCCUACUUGCCCUCAUGGAUGGACUGGAUAAUAGAGGAGAAAUUGUCGUAAUUGGUGCUACAAACAGACUUGAAUCUAUAGACCCUGCACUCAGGAGACCUGGUCGUUUUGACAGGGAAUUUCUUUUCAACUUGCCUGAUCAAAAGGCAAGAAAGCACAUUUUACAAAUUCAUACCAGGGACUGGAACCCCAAACUGUCAGAUCCUUUCUUGGGGGAGCUAGCUGAAAAAUGUGUUGGGUACUGUGGAGCUGACAUAAAAGCACUUUGCACUGAGGCUGCCUUGAUUGCCUUGCGACGGCGCUAUCCGCAGAUUUACGCGAGCAGUCAGAAACUGCAGCUUGAUGUUUCUUCAAUAGUUCUCAGCGCACAAGAUUUUUACCAUGCAAUGCAGAAUAUUGUGCCUGCUUCCCAACGUGCCGUGAUGUCUUCAGGACAUGCACUAUCCCUUGUCAUAAGGCCGCUGCUGGAAAGAACCUUCACUAACCUCCUGGUGGUUUUACACAAAGUAUUUCCCCAUGCUGAAUUUAGUCAAGGUGACAAAAGAGAAGAUGCACCAAGUCUAAUAUUAGACGAUAGUGAAGAUGAAAAUGCUUCAAUUUUUGAGACAGGCUGUCACUCAGGAUCACCAAAGAAACAAUCGUCAGCUGCUAUACAUAAACCCUACCUUCAUUUUACAAUGUCAGCUUACCACCAGCCAACCUCUUAUAGGCCAAGAUUACUGCUAUCAGGAGAGAGAGGUUCUGGUCAAACUUCUCACCUUGCUCCAGCACUAUUGCACUCUCUUGAAAAAUUCUCUGUACACAGGCUAGAUCUGCCAGCACUUUAUUCAGUUAGUGCCAAAACACCUGAAGAAUCAUGUGCACAGAUCUUUCGUGAAGCUCGAAGAACUGUACCAAGUAUUGUUUACAUGCCUCAUAUUGGUGACUGGUGGGAAGCUGUCAGUGAAACUGUGAGAGCUACUUUUCUAACUUUGCUGCAAGACAUACCGUCAUUUUCUCCGAUAUUUCUGCUGUCUACCUCUGAAACCAUGUAUAGUGAAUUACCUGAAGAGGUGAAGUGUAUCUUUAGAAUCCAGUAUGAAGAGGUUUUUUAUAUUCAAAGACCAAGUGAAGAAGACAGAUUGAGAUUUUUCCAGGAGUUAAUUCUUAAUCAGGCAUCAAUGCCCCCUCCCAAAAGGAAACAGGCUGCUCUUUGUGCUCUGGAAGUUCUUCCUCUUGCAUUACCGUCUCCUCCCCGCCAGCUCUCAGAAACAGAAAAGCAACGAAUGGAGGACCAGGAGGAGAACACAUUGAGAGAACUGCGGUUGUUUCUCAGGGAUGUUACCAAGAGGCUGGCCACAGACAAACGCUUUAACAUCUUCAGCAAACCGGUGGAUAUUGAAGAGGUUUCAGAUUAUCUUGAAGUUAUCAAAGAACCAAUGGACCUGUCAACAGUAAUAACCAAAAUUGAUAAACACAACUAUUUGACUGCCAAGGAUUUCCUAACAGAUAUUGAUCUCAUCUGUAGCAAUGCAUUGGAAUAUAAUCCAGACAAAGACCCUGGAGAUAAAAUAAUUAGACACAGAGCUUGUACCUUGAAGGACACAGCACAUGCCAUAAUUGCUGCUGAGCUGGAUCCCGAAUUUAAUAAAAUGUGUGAAGAAAUCAAGGAAGCGAGAAGAAAAAGAGGCUUAUCAGUAACAGCAGAGCAAAUAAAUCCUCAUGGUUCCACUGUACGGAAAACAGAAACUAGAGUUGAAGAGGCAUUUCGGAACAAACAAAAAAAUGCAAUAGCAGUUUGGCACAACUCUGCAAAUAAAUGUGCAUUUCGAAUAAGGAGGAAAUCAAGACGACGUUCGCAGUGGGGUAAAGGCAUUAUUAAAAAGAGAAAAGUCAAUCUGAAGAAAGAUGAAGAUGAUGCAAAAUUUGCCGAUGAUGAAAAUCAUGGGGAGGGCAGGAAGCUGCUGGAGAAUGGGGAACUAGAAAUCAGCACAGACUGCAUUGAGGAGAAUGGAGAGGAAAUGGGAGAUCUGUCUAUGACAAACGAUGAGUCCUCUUGUGAUAUCAUGGAUAUAGAUGCAGAACAGAGACUUAACAAUGGGACAACAGGAAAAGAAAACAGUUUCGCAUCAACAGAAGAAGAGAGUUCAAAUGAAUCCCUGUUAGUAAAUGACAGUCUUACUGUGAAUGCUGAAAAGGAAUCAAGGAAGGAGUCUCCAUCUAAGUGGGACUGCGUGAAUGGUGAGGCAUCUGCACACAGCUUAGAGGGGAUACCUGUUCCAGAAUGUCAGAAUGGUAAAGCAGAACCAGUUGAUGUUUCAGCAUGUGACAAUGAUGAUGUGCCUCAUAAUGAGCAAAAAGCUGUGUCUGAAGAUCAGCCAAAGGAAAAAACAGAAGCUUCUGGUGAAAAUCAGGGAGCUGAUUUGGUGAAACAGUCUAAUACUGAAGUACCACAAUACAGCAAUAAUGAAAAGACACCAGUGAGCAGCACAGACAUUGAGACUAAAGAUAUUGAACCUGAUAAAGAAGGUGUAUCGAAAUUUAAGAAAUCUCGAAAAGUCACUUUGGAGCCCCCAAAACCUGCAAGUCUGGAGCAGGUUCCGGAGGAGCCAUUGGAUAUCAUACCCCCUCUAAUUGUUGACCAUGACAGAUUAAAGAAACUACUGGAUUUGUUGGUUAAGAGAAGUAACAACCUGACUGUUGACCAACUUGAGAGGCUGUACUCACUCCUUAGUCAGUGCAUCUAUCGGCAUCGUAAAGAUUAUGACAAAUCACAGCUUGUAGAGGAAAUGGAAAGAACAGUUCAUAUGUUUGAAACAUUCCUGUGAUGUCUUUGAGAUGGGUGGGUUUAUCCUCUUAAACUGCUCAUGGGAGAGCAGUCUUCUGAGCCAUUCGAUUUCCAAUUGCACCAAGUAUGUGCAGAGCCUUGGUCUUAAGUGCUCGCUCUCUUUCUUUCUGUUAAAUUUGGUGCUAUUGUCUCAGGUACCUGAAACCAACCAGCCUACAAGAACCAAACAGAACUUCAGACAGUUGUAUCUGAUAUAAAUAAAGAAUACAACACCACAACUUGGAGAUUUUUGGUGCUACAGAAACUGCUCUCAUUUCUGCUCCUGUUCUCUCUACAUGCAUUAUCUUUUGGGAAACUUCAGACACAGUGGAGCAGACCAACCAACACAGAACCUGGAUAGAGCAGAUCUAACUAGGUUGAAUUUUUUUAAAUGGACAACUUUUUAAAUUUUCCUUUUCAGUUUUUUUUCUUGUUCUCUGGGGUAAUGGACAGAAACCUGUUUCAAAGAUGGCAGUGAUGCAUUGUGGUAGGAAACUUUAGUAACUGGAUGUACAGUAAUUUGAAAAUGAGGCUCUCUAGAACUGCCUUUAAUGUGCCUUUUUAGUCAAUUGAGAAAGAUAAGGCUAUUCAAAUGGUUGGGCUUGUAGCAAAUGGCAGAGUUAGAAAGCUGUCUUCAGAAUGAAGAGCUCCAAAAGGAUGAUUUGCAUUUUCCUCAUCAUUGAAUGGCAACCAGUAUUAUGAUUCUAAAAUGCCUGUCUUACUCUACAGAACUAAACUAAGACACACUGAAAAAAGCAACACAACUUUACCAAAACAGUGACAUUCUUUUAUUCUGUUGGUAUAUUUGUUAUUGAAAUAAACUACACAGUGAAACUCUCGUAUGUUGCUGAAAACGAAGUGAAGAGAAUAUUCAUUAUGGGGGCUAUUCUUUUUUCCCACAAUUCUAUUUAUUUGUUGUCCAUUUUAGUUCUUAGAAACAAAAGAUGUUUAAUUCUGGCAGGUUUCUUUCUAAAGUUUUUUUUUUAUUAAAGCUAAGACUUGCUGAAUAGACAUAGAAAGGAGAGACAGUUAGCCAAAAGUCCUGGAGCCCUAGCUCACUGUAAGUACAAUUUAAUCCAGGCUCCCACACCUUGGGCCAUGUAUAGCAGUAUUAACGUGGGGGGUGGGCGGGGAAGAUACUUUAUAUGAUCAUUGGCCAUUUGUGGACCUCUGAACUGGGCUGUGUGGAUUGCAGUUCUCUAUAGCUGAAUAGUGAGUGUAUCAGUAGUUCAAAACUUUCCUUUCUGGAAAUUGGAGACACACAAUCUAGGCAGUUGCAAGAGGCAAGGACGUUGCAGUAAAAGUCUUAUCACAGGCUCAGUGUUAAAACAUUACCUGGGCUGAUUUGUUUCAGACAAAUAAGUAGAAAAUGUUGUAGACAGGUUGGCUGGUGUUACCAUAUGUUACCGUUCAUUAUAACUGUUAUAUGUAGCUGCAGGAGCGUCUUUCCAAAAUAUGCAACACGUGUUUUGUUUUUAAUUAGAGAAAACAGUCUUGGACUACUGCAGAGAUACUGAGCUACCUCAGCUUUUUCUAUUUUAGUUACCAACAGUGUUGACGGAAAACUGUAACACUCUGCUACCGUUUACAUGCUGAAGCUAAGGUACUUGUCUCCAUGUCUUUGGCUAGUAGUAGUAUGCCACUGCAGAAAAACAAACUUGGGCCUUGGGCUACUGCAGUAAUCCAAAGUGCUUCUUUGUGUUUUAUGUUUAAGCCUUCUAAUUCUAGUUUGACCUUUUUCUCCCCCAAAAUGCCACUUGUUUUCUUAAUAUCUAAGAGAAAAAAGUUUGAAGGCUUAGUAUGCAUCUAAUCAUACUAUUCUAAAUGCAACCCAUGUAGAAACACUGUAUAUUUUGGUGAGAAAGUGCGAUUAAAAAAACAACAAAAAACAAACAACGCAACAAAACCCCCAUAUUUCAAACAAGGCGUUCUUUGCUCUCUCAAAUUUGAUUAUGGGGACUUUUUUCAUGUUUCCUUUAGUAUUUAUUACCAUCAUUCCUGUUUCAGAUAUUUUGCUGUCUGGUACAUUAAUAACAAUUUUGUAUUUUGAUGGAAAUUGUUACAAACUUUAAGAUUUGAUUAAAUAAAAUGUAGCAGAUUUUUUGUAGCAAGUUUCUGGUAAAAGGGUUUUUUGCAAGUCUCAGGUUCUUGCUGCAGAUUUUUUUUUUUUUAACAAAUAUUUAUUCCAGUUUCACUUAUUCAGAGAAGUAUUUGUUCAGGUAGUAGCAGGACUUGUGAAAGGUAAAACUGCAUACAUUUUUAACAUGUUGCUUAAUUUGUAUGAAUUAAACAAUUGAGUUUUUAGUCAUCAGUGAGUUUGACUAGCAAAUAUAAGCUCACGCAUAGCAUUAAAGCUCGCGCCUAGCAUUAAAAUGCUUCCAACAGGUCAGUUCUUUUUAAAAUAACUUUUAAUAGUCCUUAAAAGUUGAUAUGGAAACUGAAAGGUGCAACUUUACUAACUGAGGAGCUGCAACUUCAAUAUUUUAGAUCUUUUGAAAAGAAUUAGCCAAUCUAAAUGUUUUUCUUGGGUAAAAUUAUACCUGCCUUUAUGGCCCAAAUAAUCACAUUACUAUAUCAGGUUUUUCUUUUCCUUUACAGAUGCCUGGUGGGUAUAGAGUUAAAGCAGCUGUUAAUCUAUCCAUGUGGUCUAAACUUGUUUACUGUUGUACAUCUUUAAUUUUUCGUUUGCCAUAUAGCACUGGCAAGAAUUUGUACAAAUCGACCUCUAUUCCUUGUUUUCUGAUGUGAAAAUUGCAAAUAAACUCCUGUGCAAGGCCUUUUUCUUGGAUCAGUAAAAUGUGGCAGAGCCAGGUGGAGGUAAACUUUGUGGGCCAUUGGGACUGUAUUGGAGGUAGUGGAACUGUUCUAGGGUGAAGUUGGUGGCUGUGGAGUUAAUAGUAUUUGCAAGCUUGAAUCUCACCUGUGAUUAAUUUUUGUUUGUUUUUGUCUCCUUUUGUAUUGUUGAUUUUUCUCAUAUGCCAAUGUAUUUAUAGGAUUAUUGGUUUUUUUGUAUUAUCUUGUCUUCCCAUUUUUUGAUUAAGUUGGUGGGUCAGCUCUGGCUUUUACAUUCAAUAUAUUGAAUGUCAGGUCCUGCAGCUGAUAGUCAUUUUAUUUUAUUGUUUGUAAUCACAACAUAAGCUUGAAUUCGGGCUUGUACCUGCAUCUUGUGUAUCUUGUACAUUGGGUUAUUUAGACAUCGGGGAGUCCUAUUGUUUGGUUAAUGUUUGUCUACUUUGUGGAUUAAGUCAACUUCUUUCAUCAACUAUGAUAUAUUUUGGAUUCUAUAGUUUUAUUCAGAAUUGUGUUAAAAUUGAUGUUUUGCAUUUUAACUUCAUUUUACAUUAGUUUUAAGUAAGUUAUUUAAUUUUUGAACUUCUGGAAAUUUUGAACAUUUUACUGUAAUUUGUAAUAUAACUGCUGUGAAAUACUUGAAUAAAGAUGACAAGAAAAACAUG
Molecule: messenger RNA, 7983 nt
Organism: Chrysemys picta bellii (western painted turtle)
Lineage: Eukaryota; Metazoa; Chordata; Testudines; Emydidae
Gene: ATAD2B
Product: ATPase family AAA domain containing 2B
Biological process (GO): positive regulation of transcription by RNA polymerase II
Cellular component (GO): nucleus
Molecular function (GO): ATP hydrolysis activity; chromatin binding; ATP binding
Source: RefSeq, a predicted model, not a curated record